UCGUUACCGCAACAACAUACCAUACCCUUCCUACCUGUAGGUACAACACAAUUCAACAUCUUAUCAGAGCAUCAUCAGAGAGUCGGAAUCACGCAUCAGAAACACAAUUGACUACACCUACACAACCAUGGUAAGCUCACCCCCAAUUCAACCCUAACCACCUACCCAACUAACACAACCAUCCAAGGCCCCAACAGCCCCCAAAAAACGACCCUCAAUCCGGUCCAAAACAGCCUCCAAACCACGCUCAGGCUCCGGCCUCAUAUCCCGCCCGGAACCCAAAGAACCCACCACCUCCUCCUCCUUCCCAUCCACAAAAAAAGACAAGCGCCUCAUCAAAUCCUCCACCUUCCUAAACCGCAUCUCCAAAUCCAGCACCAAGAAACCCCUCAAGCGACGUCGACCCUCAAAGAAGCUUGUCACCACCCUCGAAUCCCUCGGCGAUGCGCUCCCGGACUUGGUCGAGUCCUCGAAGAAGGGCGAUGCGGAGCUAGGCAAGGUCGCGAUGAAGAGUUUGACGAGUGGCAAGGGGAGUAUGAAGAGGAGGGGGAAGGUGGAGAAGGUGGAGAGGGAGAGGUUUGGGAGGAAUUUGGCGACGUUUAUGAGGGAACAGGAUGGGGUUAGUAAGGCGGUGACGGGGGAGGGAGGUGGGGUGGAGAGGUUUAGGGCGUUGAGGGAGUGGAUUGGGAAGACGAUGGAGAAGGAGGGGGCGUUUGGGGGGAAGGAGUGA
Molecule: messenger RNA, 730 nt
Organism: Hymenoscyphus albidus
Lineage: Eukaryota; Fungi; Ascomycota; Leotiomycetes; Helotiales; Helotiaceae
Source: the annotation of a GenBank genome assembly